AUGUGCAAAUCAAUCGCAGAGCAAGCGACUAUCGAAGUGCAAAAAAAUGAAACCUACCACAGAUCAAGAUUAAUUCGCUCAACACGAAAAUUUCUCUUCUAUCGCGCCGCAUUGUCAACUUACUUCUUGAUCUGGUUCAUCACUCAGAACACAGCCGUGGAAUUGCCCAAGCAUUAUAUUUACUUGACCACGUGGGGCGAGACCCUGCUCAAUAUCUACUUUACAUCCGCUUUCGGCUUGAGCAUUUAUUUCUAUAUCUUCCGAGAGGAAGUAGAGAGGCCCCAAAAAGGAAUGGUAAAGAUAACAAUGUGGAUUUGCGAGCUAUUUCGGAUUUUCAGCUGGGAUGUUGGGAUAAUGCUCUCUCUUGCUUACUGGAUUCUUCUUCGGACAGAUCUGAACGCAUAUUCCUGGCAUUGUCAUCUCAUCAACUCUGUUUCAAUCAUUGUUGACCUAGUCGUGACCGACACACAAGUGAAGCUUUAUCAAUUUAUUUGGACGAUCGGGAUCGGCUGCUGCUUUUUGAUCCACUCGUUGAUGCUGUAUUUCGUCUCUGAUCGCGUUGAUUAUCAGAUAAUUUACGAAGAGACGUUGGAUUGGGGGAACUAUCCACAGCGAUCGCUGCUGCUGGCAAUCGUUGUUCUUCUUUUUGCUAUUCCUCUAGUCCAUUUGAUGGUCUACUACAUUCAACGAAAGCGCGACAAGAUGCUCGACCGAAGCGGUUUCAAACAUCUGAUCCCUCCACAAAUCACGAUUUCCAACCACACUCACGAUGCCGAUGGAGUUUCUUUUUCUGAAAUAUCCUUUUCCAUGCCUCAAUAG
This is a messenger RNA of Oikopleura dioica, 819 nucleotides long. NCBI's taxonomy places the organism in Eukaryota, Metazoa, Chordata, Appendicularia, Copelata, Oikopleuridae. The record is from the annotation of a GenBank genome assembly.